Molecule: messenger RNA, 2205 nt
Organism: Nannospalax galili (Upper Galilee mountains blind mole rat)
Lineage: Eukaryota; Metazoa; Chordata; Mammalia; Rodentia; Spalacidae
Gene: Tpbg
Product: trophoblast glycoprotein
Exons: 2
Coding region: 422-1702 (426 amino acids)
Biological process (GO): negative regulation of canonical Wnt signaling pathway
Cellular component (GO): plasma membrane
Molecular function (GO): protein binding
Source: RefSeq, a predicted model, not a curated record
CUGUCGCGGCCGCUGCAACGUUUGCAUCUGGUUUCUUUCUCCUGCCGCCUUGUGCGGCCGGGUGUCACGCCUAAACCUAUCUCGUCACUGCUAAAGAUGCCCCAAGCAGAGUGAAUUCCAAGAGAUCCAUCCACCAGCGGUUGUUUCCUGUCCGAGGUCGCGCAUCCGAUCCUGCGAGAGGCGCCAACAAAAGAGGCGAGGAGGUGCCACCCCUGCGGCGGGAGGAGGCCGACCCGCCGUGCGUAUUCGCCGGAGGGAAGGGCGGGAUCGCUCCCAGUGGGGAACGCCGGGUGGCGCGGGCUCCCAGAUUCUGGCGACCCUCCUCGGCUCCCACGAGAGGAAAGUUUGCUCCCGCGCUUCCGGCCGGGCCCAGCCUCCCGAGCCUUCGGAGCGGGCGCCGUCCCAGCUCCGGGGAGCCGCGAUGCCUGGGGCGGGCUCCCGGGGCCCCGGCGUAGACGGGCGGCUGCGGCUGGCGCGCCUGGCGCUGGUCCUGUCGGUCUGGGUGUCCGCGUGGGCGCCCGGCUCCUCGGCGCCGUCCUCCUCCUUGUCCCCGGCGGCGUUCCCGGCCUCAGCGGGGUCGGCGCAGCCUCCUCCGGCCGACCGAUGCCCCGCGGCGUGCGAGUGCUCCGAGGCGGCGCGCACGGUCAAGUGCGUGAACCGUGACCUGCAGGAGGUGCCCGCGGACCUGCCUCCCUACGUGCGCAACCUCUUCCUCACCGGCAACCAGAUGACGGUGCUGCCCGCCGGGGCCUUCGCCCGCCAGCCACCGCUGGCCGACCUGGCGGCGCUCAACCUCAGCGGCAACCACCUGGAGGAGGUGAGCGCCGGCGCCUUCGAGCAUCUGCCCGGCCUGCGCCAGCUGGACCUCAGCCACAACCCGCUCUCUCGCCUCAGCCCCUUCGCCUUCUCCGACAGCAACGCUAGCAUCCCGGCCCCCAGCCCGCUGGCCGAGCUCAUCCUGAACCACGUCUUGCCCCCCGAGGAGCAGCGGGACAAUGGCACCUUCGAGGGCAUGGUGGCUUUCGAGAGCAUGGUGGCUGCAGCCCUGCGCUCAGGCUUUGCGCUCCAAGGGCUCCAGCGCCUGGAGCUGGCCAGCAAUCACUUCCUUUACCUGCCCCGGGACUUCCUGGCCCAACUGCCGGGUCUCAGGCACCUGGACCUUCGAAACAACUCCCUGGUGAGCCUGAACUACGUGUCUUUCCGCAACCUCACUCAGCUCCAAAGUCUUCACUUGGAAGACAACGCCCUCAAGGUCCUGCACAACAGCACCCUGGCAGAGUGGCAAGGCCUGGCUCAAGUCAGGGUGUUCCUGGACAAUAAUCCCUGGGUUUGCGACUGCUACAUGGCGGACAUGGUGGCCUGGCUCAAGGAGACAGAAGUGGUUCCCGACAAAGCUAGGCUCACCUGUGCAUUCCCGGAGAAAAUGAGGAAGCGUGCCCUCUUGAACCUCAACAUCUCUGACCUGAACUGUGAUCCUAUCCUGCCCCCAUCCCUGCAGACUUCCUAUGUCUUCCUAGGUAUUGUUUUAGCCCUGAUAGGCGCAAUUUUCCUCCUCGUUUUGUAUUUGAACCGGAAGGGGAUAAAAAAGUGGAUGCAUAACAUCAGAGAUGCCUGCAGGGACCACAUGGAAGGGUACCAUUACAGGUACGAAAUCAAUGCGGACCCCAGGUUAACAAACCUCAGUUCCAACUCGGAUGUCUGAGAAACAGGACUGGACAAGGACAGCUCUGCAUGAGGUGUAGACUUAAGGUUUUUUCCCCUUAACUAGGCUCGUUUCACUUCCUCUACUGUAGACGCCAUUGGCUUUGACUGAAAGCCUGGAGGGAAUUUGCUUCCUUGUUAUGUAAAAUUCUUGGUGUGUUUUGUUAAUGUAAGAACAUGAACAACUGUGCAUAUAGUAUUUACCCUCUUCCUUGGAACUCCUCGUUGCCUGUGGAGGGAUUGUUUUCAAGUUCCAGCAUGAACCUGACUUUUAGUUCAAGGUGUAGCAGACAUAUCUACACAGAUACCAUUCAACAGAAGCUGCCUCAACUUUUUUGAGAAAAGUACUUGAUUCAUAAAUAUCAGUUUCAUCCUCGUACCUAAAUUGUGGAGAAAAUAAUUGCCUCCCCAAAUUGCCUGCAGACCGUAGCAAGCUCUUAAAUAUAAUUUGUUAGUGCACAGGAGCACCUGCAUCCAAGAGCAUGCUUACAUUUUACUAUUCUG